UAACUUGCCAGAUGGGGCUCCUCCUGGGGCUGGUGCAUAUUAUUAUCACACAGUGGGUGGGGGAUGGUGGUAGGGUAGGGUGGUGGGGGGGGGUUCAUGCUUCAUCCUCUCACUGCCUGCUUCAAAUUCAGGUCCUUGACAUUAAAAAAAAAAAAAAAAAAAAAGGUCUGGGAACCCCUGGGGGCUAAAAUACCCAGGGCGCGGGCACGAGAUGAGUUGUGCGCGCUCCCGGUGGCGAGUGCAGAUCCACAGCAGCCAACCAGUCAGUCAGCGGAAUGACUCCCACACUACUGCCUCCUCCGCGAUGUCGCACCCCAACACAGCUCUUAUUCUCCUGAAACCAUCUACCUCAGAUGAUCCGCUGUGUGUGUCCGUGAUGAUGGUUUGUUCAGUGCGAUGCUGACGACAUGUUUGCUCGUCGCUGUGCAGCAUAGAAGAAGAGGAGGCGGCGGAGCGGAGCAGCGCGCACGGUUACAGCGGGCUGUUGCAGUCAGGCAGCAUCAUGGAGGCUGGAUGCGUGGUUGCCGCGGUGAUUGAGAAUGCUGCCUCAGGACCCCGGGGUGAACCAGGAAGUGGUGACGUCCUUGAGGGAGAUGUCCUACCAUCUACUGACCUGGACAAAGACGAUGCCUUACCUCAAGCCACCAACAAUAAUCCUCCAGAAAAGAAAGAGCCACAGGAGACAUCCACUGCCAUGGCGAGGAGCGAUGACAUCACAGAGCACCCAGCCGAGCCCCUCCUGCGCUCCUGCGUCAGCACGGCCAGCAUGAAGGUCAAGAACAUGAAGAAGCUGACGUUCCCCAGAGGUCACUUCCCCAGGUUGGCAGAGUGUGCCCAUUUCCACUACGAGACUGUUGACUUUGGCAACGUUCAGCUGGGCUUCGCAGAGGGGCAGAGCGAAGGACCGAAGGCUGGUCUGGACUCCAAAGAGCUGGUCUUUCUGGUCCAGAUUACCUGCCAGGGGCGAAACUGGCUGGUGAAGAGAUCUUAUGAAGACUUCCGGGUGCUGGACAAACACCUGCACUUGUGUAUCUAUGACCGCCGUUACUCCCAGCUCACCGAGCUGCCGCGAAACGACACAAUAAAGGACGCUGUUGAGUCAGUAGCCAAGAUGCUGGCCACCUACCUGUCCCGCUUCUCCGCCAUCGCUGACAACAAGAUCAACUGUGGUCCCGUGCUGACAUGGAUGGAGAUCGACAACAAGGGGAACCAUCUGCUGGUGUCUGAGGAAGCCUCGAUCAACGUCCCCGCCAUCGCUGCUGCCCACGUCACCAAGCGCUACACCGCUCAGGCCACGGACGAGUUGACCUUUGAGGUGGGGGACAUCGUGUCAGUCAUAGACAUGCCUCCCAAAGAAGACACAGGCUGGUGGAGAGGGAAACAUGGCUUUCAGGUUGGUUUCUUCCCCUGCGACUGUGUUGAGCUGAUAAAUGACAAGAUUCCCCCCAGUGUUCAAAGCUCGGUGCCGAAGCCAGUGUGUAAGAAGCAUGGGAAGCUGGUCACGUUCCUGAGGACUUUUAUGAAGUCUCGACCGCCGCCUCAGAAGCUGCGGCAGCGCGGCAUCCUCAAAGAGCGAGUGUUUGGCUGUGACCUGGGGGAAUAUCUCCACAACUCAGGACAUGAGGUCCCGCAGGUUGUUAAGAGCUGUGCUGACUUCAUAGAGAAAAACGGAGUCACGGACGGGAUCUACAGACUGUCUGGGAUCUCCUCCAACAUCCAGAAACUCAGGCACGAGUUUGACUCCGAGCAGGUCCCAGAUCUGAGCAGGGAAGUCUUCAGACAGGACAUCCACUCAGUGGGCUCCCUCUGCAAGCUGUACUUCAGAGAGCUGCCCAACCCUCUGCUCACCUACCAGCUCUACGACCGAUUCUCAGAGGCCGUGUCUGCAGCCACAGAUGAGGAGAGGCUGGUCAAAAUCCACAAUGUCAUCCAGCAGCUGCCUCCUCCACACUACAGGACGUUGGAGUACCUCAUGAGACACCUCUCCAACCUUGCCACCUUCAGCCCCAUCACUAACAUGCACACUAAAAACCUGGCCAUCGUCUGGGCGCCUAACCUCCUCAGGUCCAGACAGAUCGAGUCGGCCUGCUUUAGCGGCACGGCGGCGUUCAUGGAGGUGCGCAUCCAGUCGGUGGUGGUGGAGUUCAUCCUCAACAACACCGAGGCUCUCUUCAGCGCUAAACUCAACGCCAUCAUACGUGAAAGCACAGGUAACAACACCUUAUCCAGACCCAAGUCCCUGCUGGUCAGCUCCCCGUCCACAAAGCUGCUAUCUUUGGAGGAGGCCCAGGCUCGCACUCAGGCACAGCUGAGCUCCCCGGCCACCACGCCCAGCCUCAGCCACAGCGACUACAUCGAGGUCGGGGAGGGACCCGGGGCUCUGCUCGGCAAGUUCCACACGGUCAUCGAGCUCCCGAUGGAGAGCGGCAAGCGGCCUCCUGUUAAGGCUAAGAAGUCUCCAGUGGGGAACUGGCUCUCCUUUUUCCACCUGGGCAAGUCCCACUCCGUGUCCAAACGUAAACUGAAGCGGCACCCCAGCGAGCCGAACGAGAUAAAGAGCAUUGCACUGCCAGGUGGAAGAGGAGACAGCGGCACGUUGCGCUCCACCAAAAGUGAGGAAUCUCUCACCUCUUUGCACAAUGUGGAAGGGGAACAGCGGAGUUACCGCCCCCGCAGACCUCGCUCGACUAGUGAGGCUGUUUCUGGCGUCUGCAGAGAUGACGUACGCAACACCAGAAGCAAAGACGACCACAGGACCCACCCACUGAAUGGGAGUCAUAACGGUGCUGAUCACGUCCGCACCGCGGCUUAUAUUUCGCCUCCAACCCAGGAGGACGACCUCGAUCUUUGUGCACCGGCUGAGGGCAUCUAUAGUUUGGACUUUGACCCCAUGUCUUUUCAGCCCUCGGUGACACCAGGGCUGCAACGCAACAGAGACGGAAGUAGAUGGAGGAAGAGCGCAGGGUGCUCCAGCGAAUCGGAGCCAAUCUCCUCUCCUAACAACAACAUCGGCGGCUAUCAGUCUCCAGAUAUUAGCCCCGUUCUCGGUAAAGGUGGGAAGAAGGUCAUCUCCAAGCCGCUCUCUCCUAAACUCAGGAAGAAAUCAUUAAAGAUGCAGGCAGAUGUUCAGAAUACAUCCGCCUCUCCUCCGCCUCUUCCUUCCUCUUCUCCCCCAAUGGAGACGCGUGACGCUCCGCUGGCAGAUGGAAAGGAGGCGAGAGCGCCCUACCCACACUGCAGCCCGCUCAGCACAGCGAGCCAGGGGUCGGCCCUGACUGACCUCAGCCAGGCUGCACAGAACCUGCCCGAUCCAGGAACAGAUAGACUUAUGAGUUCAGUGUCUGUUCUCCCUCCUCACCCUCCCUUGACGAGUGCUGCGCGAAAGCUGGCUUUGGCUCUGGCUGAAUCCGCCCAGAAGGCCAGCGGCGGCUCCCAGAGAAGAAACAACGCCCCGUCGCACCCCCUCCAGAGACAGGAAGCCGGUCACGCCCAGGACAGACCGCCCCGGCCCUCUGUUCUCGACCUUAAAGUGUACCCCCAGGAGUACCGCGGCCCUCAUGUCUCCUCCCAGUGGCAGACAUCAGCGCACACACCCGGGGAGAGCCGCUGCUGCCCUCAUCCUGUUCAUUUCCUGCCCGCCCACCCCGGCUCAGAGCCGUUGCAGGUCAUCGGCGGACAGGAGAGCAUGUGCAAUUUCACGCCAAACGUCAGCCCGCUCGGGUCAGGGAGCUUGGAUGGAGGCAGCGCGGAGAGGAGGGACCGCAGGGUGGAGAAAGAAAUUAUAGAUGCCACACAAGCAGAACCCACCUAUCAGAGCGUCGGCGUUUCGACACCCACCCAACCUGUCGGCUCCGCUCAGAGCCCGUCAACUUCUCCCGUAUAUGUGAACACCGACUCCAUCAAUGUAUUUAAUUUCCGCGCUGUGCUGGCGGAGACCUCCAUGCCUGCCUCAAUUGAGGAGGUCAUUCCGCGUCCAUUACACCCCUCUUCGACCCAUCACUACAGCCCAGAGGAGGACAGACCUCACGGCCUGGUCGAGGAUGUCUACGGCAAUCAUCAUCUCUAUCAACGGCCGAUUCAAACAGGACGAAUGCCUGCACCUCACUGCCCUCGGCCUGACGCUCUGCCACAUCACCUUUCGGGGCCAAAAAGCAUAUACAGGCAGUCCUCUGAUGGCCGCUACAGCACUUUAGGGUUAAGGCACCCUUUGUCACCUCAAUACGGACGUUACCACAGAGAUGAGCACCUCAUCAGUGGUUGCUACAGGCAACCGGGCCAAUACCAGAGGUCGGAUGACAGGCACCCCGCGAUGCGGAGGGCUCGCUCCUUCCACGCCCCUCAGAUUAGCCACUACGAGCUGGCAGAGACAGAGGUCCUGCCCCCCGACACCAUGUUUUACGUCGAGCAGGCAACGAGCCCGGAAGCGCCCUAUCAGAGGCUGAUUCAGACCGGCGUCCACCCCGUCCGGCAGCAGUUUGAGAAAACGCAUGCCGACUAUCGUUACAGCCCCUAUUCUGAUAUGAACCCAGUAGAUGGCUCCCGCUAUUACGUAGAGCCCUGCAGGCCAAGCGGUAUCCGACACAGCCAGUCUUACACCAUGCGUUCCACGAGGGAAGGUGGACAAUCGGAUUACUACAACUACUCGCCACACCGCGUCCCUCCUGUGAACAGGGAGCUUUACAUAGAAAGCAGGGAUACUGUCGUUUAUGAGGCUAGAGACGCAGAAGUUUUUGAAAGAGUCGUGUAUCAACCGGUCAAGCAGGAGAGUAAAUCCAGACGUAGAAAUAUAGCUGUGUCUCCGUAUGAGAGCCCUGUCUCGCCGACUGACACGAGCAACAUAAUGCACACGAGAAGCAAGUCAGACCCUGGAAACGCCUGCCUCCUCUCCGCCAGCAGGACAGAAAGCCAAAAUAUCGCGCUAGCUACAUCCCCGAUGUCCCAGAGGUCUCAACAGGCUGACCCCGAGGUCGCCAGGCAGCAUUACAGUCACCGGUCAAACGCGGAGCCGGGACCAUCCAGGCGGAUUCAGAUCAGAGAGAGCUCCUCGCAGCAGCAGCAGCAGCAGCAGCAGCAGCAGCAGCAGCCGCCGCUUCGCAAAGUCCCCUCGCUUCCAGAAAGGGGCUGUCCUCACCUCAAAAACAUCGAGCACAAUAACAGAAGCCAAGCGCGAGGUCACGACCAGGAUCGGUUCGCGAUGACCAACACCGCCAACAGCUACAUUGCGAAACCGGGCAUCCUCAGGAGGUCGGGGAGGUCGCAGAGCACCAGAGAGAAUCGCCACUACUAUCAUUACCACGCCAAAUCCCCUGUGGAUCCUGAACAUCUGGGAUCCUUUUCCACUCAGCCGAACAGAAGGACUCAGAGCACUAAAGUCAGGCCCACACAGUAUGACCACAAGGAGGGGUAUUACGCAGCGCCCAGACUUAAACCCACAAGAUCCGGUAAAGCCGCGGCCGGAUAUUUGCCGGGCCAGGGCUGCAUGUCUCCCCGCGGGCACAGACUGCUGUCCAAGGCUCUGGGUCAGGAGGCUUUUUAUCACGCAGCACUGAGAUCAGAGGCCGGGGUCUACGACUGAUUGUGACCACUGGUUUUUAUCCGAUUCCACAUCGGGGCCAAAGGAGAACAGCACUUUAUCCUCUGCCAGACCAACAGACUGUUGUGUUGAAAGUGUGUUUGUUUUAACCGUCUGGAGCUGCUAAAAAGUGUGAAGUGAGGCCGCUGUUGCUGGGGAUCCUACCGUCGCCAUCAACGGGAGAUUUGCAACGAGCUCAAAGGGAACAAGUGAAUGCAGAUGUUGUCUUAAAUUAAUUUCAAAGUAACGCUAAGAGAGGCAUGUUUGAGAAAUGAUGGCUUAUAUAUUUUAUUUAAUGUCUAAACAACAAGAGAUGCCAAGCUAACUGGUUUUAUUAAUAUGAUUUUGUGUAGGAAUGUGUAUAAAAUAACAUUCAUUUUAAAUGUAUUAUAUUUGUAUAAAUAACACACCGCUAACAUGUGGCCAAUGUACUGUACAUUUUGUUUUCUAUUCUAGUCUGCUCAGACUUCAACAAGCACUUUUGAGGAUAACUGUGUGUGAAACACAUUGUCUUAACGUUGCGUACAUGAAGCCUCUUGAUAUACAGUAUAUUAUAUUUUUUUCUGUAAGAAACAGCUUGCUCUGAAUCAUCGUUAAAUACUAAAUUAAACCUCAUGGUUUCUAACUUUUUACAUAUUUUAUUUAUCACACAUUGUAUAAUGCAAUCUUAAAAAUAACAAUGAGUGCUAUGAUUUCCCUUUAGGGUCAAAGCUACCAUGCUACGAAAUAUGCUACACAUCCAGUAAAUGCAAAUCAGCUCAUUCAGUUAGGUGAAACAGUGUAUUUUGUAUGGCAUUGUGGUUUUGUCACAAAAAUGAACAUUUCUUUCCUCUUUUAGGGAACUUUUAACAAUGUGGUGUUUUACAUAAAAUAUGAUGUUGUUUUAUUCAUUAAAGAGGCUGUUUUAAAUCCAAACAUGUAGAUGAGGAUAUUCUGUUAAGACAUGUUAUUUUAGUGAAAGUCUUUAAAAAAAAUAAAGAUAUAUUAUCAGUGA
Messenger RNA from Sebastes umbrosus (honeycomb rockfish), 6566 nucleotides. RefSeq names its product Rho GTPase activating protein 32a (gene arhgap32a). NCBI's taxonomy places the organism in Eukaryota, Metazoa, Chordata, Actinopteri, Perciformes, Sebastidae. Gene Ontology annotation, biological process: small GTPase-mediated signal transduction. Bases 503 to 5575 code for a protein of 1690 amino acids. Gene Ontology annotation, cellular component: fibrillar center; actin cytoskeleton; cell cortex. The record is from RefSeq and is a predicted model, not a curated record. Gene Ontology annotation, molecular function: GTPase activator activity; protein binding; phosphatidylinositol binding. The transcript has 22 exons.